UGGUGGUAAAUCCUCUUCUACACCAGCUAGCCCGCCUUUAGUCCAAAUCCAGGCACAGCUGGUGCAUUCCUUCCAACCUGUCCGGGAGCGUGAGCAUACCUGCAGGACAAGGUCUAUUUUGGGGAUGACGCGUUCCUAGAUCGACCUUGGCAGGGAAAUAGUGCCAAAAUCAGGAGUGCCUGCAUGAUCAAGACAUGAGAAGAUGGAUUUUUUUUUUUAAUGACUGAAUUUUUAUUUUUUUCCCCCCGCAUGCCUGCGAACGCCCACGGUGCUCUUAUUUAUUAGCGUGGGACAUUUUGCAGGAUUUAACACAGAAGAAGAAGAAGAAGAAGAAGGUGCGCGCUCACGGCCGCUGGCACCAUCAGCAUCCCUUGCGCGCGUCCCCGCGCCCGCAGAGGAGAGUUGCGGGAGUUAAAGUUGACGCCACGCAGCGUGGACAUCCCACCCACGGAUCAACAUUUUCAGCAGCCUUAAAAAGUGAAGGAUGGCGUGGAGCGUAUUGACUUUGUGCCUGCUGUGUUUGGCGCUGCGCCAAUGCUCGUCACAAGAAUGUGUGGACCCGCUGGUGUCCAGCCUCUACGCGUCCUCCUUUCUGGCCUCCUCCAGAUAUAACUUUCUCUACUCUGCCAAUUUUGCCAAGUUGUAUGGCAGCAGUGGCUGGUCGCCGUCCGCCAAGGACCGACAACCGUGGCUGCAGGUGAACCUGGGCAGGAAGUACCGCUUGAGGGCCAUCGCCACCCAGGGCACCUUCAACUCGUACGACUGGGUCACCAAGUACACCCUCCUCUACGGGGACAGGCCAGACUCCUGGACGCCGUACAUCAUGAGAGGAGGCAACUCUACAAUGCCUGGAAACUGGAAUUAUUACCAAGUGAAGAGGAACGUCUUCCAUUAUGCCUUCACCGCGAAACACAUUCGCCUGCUGCCUCUGGCGUGGAACACGGAGAACGGAGGGAAGAUCGGCGUGCGGCUGGAGCUGUUUGGAUGCCAUUAUGAUUCCUACGUGCUGCAGUACAACGGUGACGACUCGGUGAUCUACACUUACCCCGGGAAAAGGUCUCGCACGCUCGACGACCACAUCGCCAUGAACUUCAAGACUCUGGAGCAGGACGGACUGCUGCUCCACAGCGAGGGGGUCCAGGGAGACCUUUUCACCCUGGAGCUGAAGAGAGGACGUCUCUACCUCCACAUCAGCCUCGGGAGUAGCGUUAUACACAAAACAGACGGCCGGACCACUUUGGUGGCUGGCAGCCUUCUGGAUAACCUCCACUGGCAUUACGUCACCAUCAGGCGCUCGGGCCGACGGGUGAACCUCACCGUGGACAGCCAGACGGUGACGGCCAACUGUAACGGAGAGUUUAGCCACUUGGAUCUGGACAACAAGUUGUACGUUGGUGGAGUGAUAGAACCAAACAUGCCUCACCUGCCCACCACCCCAAACUUCCGGGGCUGCCUGGAGAACGUCUUCAUCAAUGACAUCAAUAUCAUCUAUAAGGCGAAGAGUGGAGAAGAGGACAUCGUAAUACCAAGAAAGAAAGAGAUGUACUUUGCUUGCCGCGACAUCCUCCUCAAGCCGAUGACCUUCGCCGGACCCAACAACUACCUGCAAGUGCCAGGCUUCUUCAGGAAGCCGCGGAUGUUUGUCAAGUUUAAGUUCCGCUCGUGGGACUACACGGGGCUGCUCAUGUUCACACGCUUCGCCGACGACCUGGGCGCCCUGGAGCUGGGUUUAAGCGAGGGCCAGAUCAACGUAACCAUUUUUCAGCCCGGCAAGAAGAAACUGCAGUUUGCCGCAGGCUACAGGCUCAACGACGGUUACUGGCAUUCAGUGGACUUGGCAGCCAGAGAUAACCUUCUCACCCUCACAAUCGACGAGGAAGAGGGUUCCCCGCUGAAGAUCACCAACCCCUUCACCGUACGCACCGGGGACCGCUACUUCUUUGGAGGAUGCCCGAAAACUAACAACACGGUACAGAAGUGCGAGACCAAGCUGAACCGCUUCCACGGCUGCAUGCAGCACAUCUUCAUAGACAACGAGCAGCUGGACAUCGACAUCGUCCUGCAGCGACAGUGGGGGCGCUAUGCCGAACUGCUGUUAGGAACGUGUGGCAUCACUGACAGAUGUACUCCCAAUCCCUGUGAGCACGAAGGCCGAUGCAUCCAGUCCUGGGAUGACUUCAUCUGUCUUUGUGAAAACACAGGCUAUAAAGGAGAAGUGUGUCAUAUGUCUGUUUAUAAAGAGUCAUGUGAGGCCUACAGGCUCAGCGGCAAGUACUGGUCCGGGAACUACACCAUCGAUCCAGAUCUGAGUGGACCGCUGAAGCCAUUCGAGGUGUACUGUAAAAUGAAGUCCUACAAAGCUUGGACCGUGAUUCUGCACGACCGUGUGCAUGGUACCAAGGUGUCGGGGAGUUCAAUAGACAAGCCGUACAUCGGCAAUGUCAACUACUGGAAUGCCUCCUGGGAUGAAGUCACAGCCCUGGCCAACACUUCCAUUUACUGCGAGCAGUGGGUAGACUACUCCUGCUACAAGUCCCGCUUCCUCAACACGCCUGAUGGAAGACCUUUUGGUUACUGGAUUGGCCGCAACAAUGUGAGUCACUAUUACUGGGGCGGAACAUUCAGAGAAGUCCAAAAGUGCGGUUGUGCAAUAAACCAAACCUGCGUUGACCCGAAGUAUCAAUGCAACUGUGAUGCAGACUACAGACAAUGGUACUCAGAUAAAGGAUACUUGGACUAUAGGGACCACCUUCCUGUCAGGAAAGUGGUGAUUGGUGACACAAACAGGACUGGCUCAGAAGCACAGUUCACAGUAGGACCCUUACGCUGCCAUGGCGACAGAAACAUUUGGAACACUGUAUCCUUCACCAAGCCCGCCAACAUCACCUUCCCAACCUUCAGGCCGGGCUCCAGCGCCGACAUCUCGUUCCACUUCAAAACGUAUCGAUACGACUCGGUCUUCUUGGAAAACUCUGAUGACCACCUUCGGAACUUUAUCCGGAUAGAGCUCAACACCACUCAUAACCUUGUAUUCAUAUUCAUGGUGGGGGAUGGCAUCCAGAACGUAACCCUACGCUCCCCCGUACCACUCAAUGACAACGAGUGGCAUUUCGUCCAGGCUGAGCUCAAUGUAAAGUUGGCUCGGAUUAAAGUCGACUACCAACCUUGGACUGUCAGGCGUUUCCCCAGUCAGACUUUUGUCACCAUGGAGUUCACCAAUCCUCUUGUAGUAGGUUCACGCAAUUUCACCCAGAAACCCUUCUUGGGCUGUCUCCGAGGGCUACGGAUGAAUGGUGUUCCUCUGGAUUUGGAAGGGAAGGUCGAUGAGGAAAGAGGUAUCAGGAGGAACUGUACUGGGCAGUGUCUCAAUGCGACCAUACCGUGUCGCCACAGUGGACAGUGUAUUGAGGGCUACGCCUCAUACUCGUGUGACUGCAACAAUACCGCAUUUGAUGGGUUCUACUGCCAUAAAGACAUCGGAGCCUAUUUUGAGAUUGGGUCCUGGCUGAGGUACAACGUGCGGAAGAAGCCAAUAUCCGACGAAGCGGCGUGGGCCAACUGGAUUGACCCACAUUACGACAAUUUCAGUUUGGGCUACAACGACACGGCGGACGACAUUGAGUUUAGUUUCAGCACCGUGUACAAGCCGGCCGUGUUGCUCUACAUCAGCUCCUUUGUCCAUGACUACAUCGCUGUGGUCCUCAAGACCGAUGGUAGUGUGGAUCUGAGAUACAAACUGGGACUCAUUACCCACAAGUACGAGCUGACUCGGAGAAACCUGGCAGAUGGAUACCCGCAUUACAUUAAUAUAACCAGACACAACAGGACCAUCAAAACACAGGUGGAUUACAUGGAGCCCAUUGUGGAGAAGAUCACUUUAGUGGAGGAUGCAAGAUUUGACUCUCCGAAAUCCAUGUUCUUGGGCAGAGUGAUGGAGGUUGGAGACAUCGACUACGAGAUCCAGAGGCACAACGCCCCGGGCUUCAUCGGCUGCAUAUCAGGAGUGAGAUACAAUGUCUAUGCCCCCCUAAAGGCUUUCUUCCGGCCCAAUGAAACGGACCCUCCGGUAACGACACAAGGCUAUGUCUCCGAGUCGAUCUGUGGCGCCUUCCCGCCUGUCCUUGGUUAUGUGCCGUGGGAAGUAGAUCCUUGGUUUACGAGCAUAGAGUAUAUAUACAUCCAUGACGACCUUGGCCUGUUCUGGAUAAUAGUCGUCGUCAUCCUGGCGCUGCUGCUGCUGCUGGCGGGCUUGUACGCCAUCUACGUGUACGCGUACCAACAGAAGGGCAGCUACCGCACCAACGAGCCCAAAAACCUGGAGUCCCCCAGCAGCUCCCGACCCCUGACGGAAACCCUGAGGCGGGAUAAGAAGGGUCUCGGUGGUAUUGAAGAGUAGCUUGCAGCUUACUUACAGGGGACCAAUGGGACACUGACUUUGGGAGGGACUUAAGAUUAUGUUACGUUCUUAUGAUUAUAUGCGAAUUGCUAGUGGGUUUGACUCAGUGGACAGCCUCAAACUUAUUGAAAGGUUUAGCAUUCACACUUCAAAACAGUGCGGUAGUUAAAGGGAUGAACAACGCUACACUAGCCCUUAAAGAAGACAUGGAUCAGAUUGGAUUAAAGUGGUCAGAGUCUGUGGGACCACCACAAACCCAAAACCGAUGUAAUAAACAUGCUGCAUCUAUCCAAACAGGUGUUCCCUAUUGUCAACAUUUUUGUGUACGUUUUCAUAUAAAGGUGGGGAACCCGCAUUAUACGUUGGUGUCCAUCCGGGGUGUGUUCUUGGGCCCACAUUGUUGUGUGGUCUGCAACUGGAGUUGGAGAAAGGGCAGAUUUACUAACCUUGACUUUCUUGACGAUGCCGUCCUUGUUGUUACUGAAGACCUAAUCUCUGGAAUUAUCUCUAGUGACCUGGUUAAAGAUCAAAAUGGAGCCAGUCUUAUCGUAAAGGGCCACUUAACAGUGUGUGACGGCAGGUUCACUUACCUUGCAAUGUCCACUCUUCGUAAACCGGAGUAUUUGGUUCCCCAGAUAACUAUGGUCCAUCCAAACCGUAGAUUCCUGGCUCACCUGUUCUUGCUUAUGGUUAACCUGUGACCUCGGACUGUACUCCUUUGGUAUCAACUACCAAGUCUCUAGAAAAACCCUUGGAUAUGUAUAUCAAUCAAUGCUUAUUUAUUUGGCCUAAAUCACAAGUGUCUCUAUAUCGGUUUUCCAAGGAGAUCCGGAUAGGACGUUAAUGGGCCAUUCGCCAAAUAAGACCACUGUUCACACAAAAUGAUCCCACUGAUAAGAGCUAAGGUGGACCAGACCCAAAAAGUGGUCACUGGCAAUGGUGCCUUAGUCUUUAGUAGCCACAUUUAGUUGGGUCAGUCAAAGAUUUAAAUAAAUCAAGUUACCUUGCAAUGUCCACUCUUCAUAAACCAGAGUCUUUGGUUCCCCAGAUAACUAUGGUCCAUCCCAAACCGUAGAUUCCUGGCACACCUGUUCUUGCUCAUGGUUGUUAGACCUGGAUGUUAACCUGUGACCUCGGACUGUACUCCUUUGGUAUCAACUACCAAGUCUCUAGAAAAACCCUUGGAUAUGUAUAUCGGUUUUCCAAGGAGAUCCGGAUAGGACGUUAAUGGGUCAUUCGCCAAAUAAGACCACUGUUCACACAGAAUGAUCCCACUGAUAAGAGCUAAGGUGGACCAGACCCAAAAAGUGGUCACUGGCAAUGGUGCCUUAGUCUUUAGUAGCCACAUUUAGUUGGGUCAGUCAAAGAUUUAAAUCAAUGAAGUUAUUUUACGGUCUGUCAUCUAUAAAUAUUGAAACAAGUAGGCAAAGGGCACAAGCGAUUCAGACCGAGUGUAGUUUGCUGCCUAAACGGGCUGCAAAAGAAGCCAAACAAGGAAGGAAACGAGAAAAGCACUCUGCCACACAAAGUCUUGAAUCCAGACGGUGAUCCAGAUCAGCACCAAAAUGUAAUCACUUGGUCCUUAUCCUAUUUCUGUCAUUUUCCGUAGGUUUAAUGACAAUCUGGUCAUCAUUUUUUGAGCCGUCUGUAGCGGAAUGAAAGAAACGAAGGGAAGCCUUUUGUCAGUCAUCCACUCUCUUUGUCUCUGUGGGUGGAGGCGGGCAUUCUAGCACACACACAGAGACGUAGAGGUUCGUAACAUAGUAGAAAUGAUCCGGCUCAACCGGAAAAUGUAACAACUUGUUUUUUAAGCCAUCUCUGGUAGCUUUUGUGAAAAUCUGGACGUAAUUUUUGAGCAAUCGAUAUAGGAAUGAAAGAAACAUAGUGAACACUCUUGUCUGUUUGCGCUAUUUUUGUCUCUGCAGGGCCACUACCCUACACACACACACAGUGUGUAUUGCAGAACAGGGAUAUGUUUUCACCCCCAAAAUGUGUAACUCUGGCAAAAGAAACAGUCCAAAGUGGGGCUUGGGGGCCAUUUAGGGCCCGCAGCUCCAGUUUUGUUAGCCCUCAGAGUUAUAUUGAGAUUAAAACAGUUGUUUUUGUAAGAAAAAAACAACAGUAAACACGAAAGAAAAUAAAAAA
Messenger RNA from Entelurus aequoreus (snake pipefish), 6541 nucleotides. It is a transcript of the gene cntnap1, whose product is annotated as contactin associated protein 1. NCBI's taxonomy places the organism in Eukaryota, Metazoa, Chordata, Actinopteri, Syngnathiformes, Syngnathidae. Bases 485 to 4396 code for a protein of 1303 amino acids. The record is from RefSeq and is a predicted model, not a curated record. The transcript has 24 exons.